Molecule: messenger RNA, 2804 nt
Organism: Pteropus alecto (black flying fox)
Lineage: Eukaryota; Metazoa; Chordata; Mammalia; Chiroptera; Pteropodidae
Gene: CUNH2orf15
Product: chromosome unknown C2orf15 homolog
Source: RefSeq, a predicted model, not a curated record
AUGUCGCCAGCAUCUCCCUGGAUGGAAGUUCUAACAGCUGCCCUGGAGCGAUGGGUGCCCGUGACACCCGACUCCAACAGCCAGCGGGCCAGCAUGCAGGAGUCACACGGAACUGUAACAAAGGAAGAAGAGGUCACUAAUGGGAACAAAAUUAUGGGCCAAAACGGUUUUGAACAUAUCUGUGCUAUGACUCCAUUAUUAGCUAUCCUAGCCUCAGCAGUGUCACUCAGAUGUGUCUCCAGCACCCAAGAGUCUGUGCUCCGAGAGCUGAUGAACCUCAGGCCAGAUUUGAAGUUACUGCUGUAUUCACUAGUUUCUAUUUCCCCACUAGGCAAUCAAGUUGAAGAAAUGCUUCUAGUACACAGUGCAAACUAUAUUUAUUCAGCUGUUCCAAUGGGAUUUUCUCUUAGUAAAUCUGCUACUCGAUCUGCUAUAUGUAUGGAUUCAAAAGUGGAUGACCACUUAAUGCAAGGAACUGAGAAAAACAAGUUAGAACCAGUAACUUGGUUAUUUCAAAACACCAAGAAAAUAAGAUCAGAAAACAUAAACCAAGAAAACUUUGCAAGUAAAGAGACUGACACAGGAUCUCUUUCAGAAAAAAUUUUGGGUUGAGUGGUUUAUGUUACAGAAAGUGAUGGAAUCAAAAUGACAGAUGUGGAAUGAAGUUAUUUAUACAAAUUACCAAAAAAGCCACAAAUUACUUUUGUCUAAGAGGGCAUGUGUUGAAUGAGAACUUAACCUUACUGAGAAAACCUAACAGAAUGAAGGAAGAUGACUGCUUUUUUUUUCACUGUUUAUGAAUCACCUUAGACUGCAUUUUUUGAUAAUACAUAUUGAAAAGUUGCUUUAGGGAGGAAAAGCUUUUCAAAAUUCAAAGCAGGUUUCUCUGUUAUUACAUUCUAUCCUAUUCAAAAUCAGAAUUUUUGAGUAACAGUAUUUAAAUGGCACCAAAACAUAUUAAUUAAAAUGUAUUUAUUUAACAAGUGGUCAAAAAAUAUAAAACGGUGCCCAAUUUGACAUCAGUAUGUCACACUAUUUCUGGUGUACCAAUUUUCUAUGUUAUAAUUCCAGUUUGAGAUUUUGCUUUAGGGGACUUUAUCUUCCUUCCUGUUUAGUAAAAGUUCACUGCAAGUAGACUCUGUUAAAGACCAGCAAAUUGUAUACUUUGAGAAGCAGUUCAUAUUUCAAAUUAUCUUUUCAAAACUGUUAUUUUUCCUCUAUGUUGAAUUAAUUUGUUACAAAAUAGUUAUUUCCAAGUGUAAUAGUUUAUUUUGCCGAUGCUACCAUUUUAUACCAUCAAUAUUUCAUAAGAAAAUAGACUAGUACUAAAUACCAUUCUUAUUGAAGCUUGAAACAGCACUGUUGUCCCAAGUAAUGUUAGAUGAAAUUAAAACCAUUUUGUGUCUGGACAUAGCUUGAAACAGCACUGUUGUCCCAAGUAAUGUUAGAUGAAAUUAAAACCAUUUUGUGUCUGGACAUAGCUUGAAACAGCACUGUUGUCCCAAGUAAUGUUAGAUGAAAUUAAAACCAUUUUGUGUCUGGACAUAGAAUGGCCUGUAACAACUUAUAUUAUGUAUGUUUUGAACAUUUUUCUGUACUUUAAUAUAUAAUGACUAUCCCUACUGCCCAAUUGAGUUAUCUCCUUAAUAUUCAUAAAAACAAAGAAGAAAAUUCAUCUUCUUUUAGGAGAAGCAAUAUUUUAUAAAUUGAAACAGUACUAAACAAAUAUAUUUGUAGGGGAAUAUUGAGUCUAGAGUAAAAAUACUGAAUGAGAAAUAAGCCAAUAAGAUGAUGUUUAUCAUUUAUAAAACAUAAUUCUAUGGGAGAGAAAACACAGACAAAUCAUUCAUUUGUUCACCUAGCCUGACACCGUGCUUGGUGCUGGGGAUAUAGUGGUGAGUAAAAGAGCUACUACCUUACAAUGCUUGCUGUUUGUCUACCAGGGAAGACACAUAAGGUACAAAUUGUGAUGUGCCAUGAGGAAAAAGUAAAAUGUUCAGAAACAGAAGAGGAGACAUAAACUUGAUUUUUAAUAGUGGGAACUAGAAAGGCUUCUCUGAGGACAUGACAUAUAUAACUUUUGCAGUGACAUGGUUGUCCAAGUAAGAUGAUGGUGAUGGCUGAGGUGUUGAGAAGGGGACAGAUUCCAGGUGAAAUCUGGCAGGACAUAGUGAUGGUCUGAAAGUGGCACCUGAGGAAAAAGCAUUUCUAGCAAAAAAAAUGGCUAGCUGCAUGGAGGCUCCCACGGGGAAAGGUGAGCUCAGGAGCAUGGUUUUUGGACAUAUCAGAUUUCCAAGGCAAGUAGACAGUUGUAUGUAUAGAACUAAAAAUAUAAAUUUUGAAGUCGUAUACAGUAAUGGUAUUUAAAGCCAUGGGAAUGGGUGAGAUUGCUUAAGGCGGAUGUGUAGUUUGAGAUAAAGUCCUGAGGAACUCCAUAGCUUAGGAGCUGGUCAGCGCAGGGGGAGCUGGCAAAGGGGACUGAGAGUUGGCAGUGAGGCUGGCUGAAAACGAAGACAAGAUAACGUCAAGAUUGUCCACAGGAGUCUUUAAGGUAGAGGUCGUCAGCUGAAAGGUUAGAUGAGAACUGAAAGGUCCUUGGAUCUAGCAACAUAAAUGUCACCAAUGACCUCAGCAAAACCACUUUUUUAAAAACAGGGCCUUGGCUCGGAUAUUUACAAACUUGUUUUUCACCUCCAAGAAAGUCCAAGUGGACAUCUGAUAGUUAUGUUGGAUGCUGAAUUUGGAAUGAUCCUUCGUUGUGUGUGAUGCUCCAUGCACUGCAGGAUGUCAAAUGUAGUAGCACA